AGUGCAAUUUCAACUUUAUAGCUGUGCAUUUAAAAGCAACUCAUCAACCAUGUUGCUUCAAAUAGUUUUUAUUAUCGCUAUGACUUUAAAUGAAGUUUUUGGUGCUAAAAUAUCGUCAGUGAACUUUGAAGAACAUUUUUACCAAUGCGGUGUCAUGAGUGCAUCAUCGGGUCUCAUACAAGGUGGCUUCUACUCAAAACAAGAUCAAUUUCCAUGGAUUGCAAUUAUUUCGAUCAAAAAUGAGUCAAACAGCCUUUGGGAUCAUAAUGGAUCAGGGAGCUUAGUAUCAAGACGACAUGUUCUCGUGAAAUCUUUUUAUGUGUCAACACUAGACGAUAAUAAUCAAUAUGUGCCUAUAUCAACAGAAAAUGUUCAAAUUUUCCUCGGAACAACUACAUACAAUAACUUGAAUCAGGAAGGAUCCAUCAAAAUUGGAGUAAAUAACAUCAGGUUAUAUCCACAUACAAGAAAAGUAGCACGUGGCUUUAGUGUGUUUAAUUUUGCGAUUCUUACAUUAGAAGACGAUGUAACCUUCAAUGACUUUAUAAAACCAGUUUGCUUAUGGAAUAACCAACUUAACUCUAGAAUGUAUACUGGACAGCAAUUGAUGGCUGUUGGAUAUGGAAGAGAUUUAACUGGACGAAUCAGUAAGAUCAGAAAACACGUUCCAGUGCAAGUGACUAGCUCUGAUGAAUGUGAAACAGAAUAUAUUGACUUACUUCCUCAAAUUAAGGAAUCAAGAUUUUUCUGCAUUAAGGAAAUUGUAAAAGAUCAUGGACCAUGCAAAUUUGACACUCAACUUUAUGUCAAAAUUGACUCCACUUGGUAUUUAAAAGGAGAAAUGAUUGCAGCUAGGACAGAUAUUAAUACUUUGCAGUGCUAUUCUAAAUUUCCUGUUGCUGUUGAGGAUAUUUCACCUUAUGUUGACUGGAUUGAUCAAGAAAUUAAGACUGAACUCAUUGAAAUUUAUGUUAGUGAUCAAAAAGAUGGAGCUAUUGAAGUUAUUGAUGUAGAAAAGAUUGUUAAAUAUCAAAUAGAAUAAAGAAGGUUUACCUUAACGCUUAUAAACAUUUAA
Chironomus riparius is the source of this 1075-nucleotide messenger RNA. The record is from the annotation of a GenBank genome assembly. Lineage: Eukaryota; Metazoa; Arthropoda; Insecta; Diptera; Chironomidae.